Molecule: messenger RNA, 1164 nt
Organism: Macroventuria anomochaeta
Lineage: Eukaryota; Fungi; Ascomycota; Dothideomycetes; Pleosporales; Didymellaceae
Product: WD40 repeat-like protein
Exons: 5
Coding region: 1-1164 (387 amino acids)
Molecular function (GO): protein binding
Source: RefSeq, a predicted model, not a curated record
AUGGCGGUGCAGACCUUCAAUUCCGACAUUGGGCUGCCGCCAAACUCCUACAUCUACAGGAUCAUUUCCACCGCGGCGCGGCUAGAUCCGCUCAGCUAUUCCAAGACUGAUCAGCUUGCUAUAAUAUCUUCUGACGACUCUCUGCGCUUUCUCGAUCCGGCCUCACUCAAGGUCAACGGCGUUGUCAAGGCUGCCAACAACAGCAUCACCUGCUUGGAGAGGGCCAACGAUGCACCAAGCAAUGUCAUAGCAACGGCUGGAAGAGACGGACUGAUCAGAUAUUGGGAUCAGCGAAGCAGACAGAAGGUCUUAGAAAUCCAAAGUCCGAACAAGCUUAUCUCAUCACUCGUCUGUGAUGCGCAAAACAACUUUGUGGCUGCUGGUAUUGAAAACCCAGAGGAUGGACCUCACGAGUCUCCUGUCUACGUCUGGGACCAGCGCAACCCGUCAGCGCCGCUACGCUCUUUCCUAGAAUCACACACAGACACAGUUACAUCCCUUCAAUUACAUCCAACCCUCCCCACGCUACUCCUCUCAUCUAGCACAGAUGGUCUAGUAAACAUCUUCGACACAUCUCAAGCUGAAGAGGAGGACGCUUUGUACCAAGUCAUCAACCAUGGAUCCGCCAUUGCACAUGCAGGUUUUAUGUACCCGAGCACUGACAUCUUUGCGGUCGGCACCGAUGAGACGAUGAGCUUCUACGCUCUGCAGAGUCAGAAAGAGGAGGAGGAAGAACCAGCGCCGAAGGCCUUCGGUGAUGUGAGGGAGCCGUUGGGUUGCGAGUACCUGGCGAAGAUGCACUGGGUUGGCAGCCAGCCAUUCAUUGCGACAGGAAAGCACAGUGAGUGUCGUCUGGAUCUUGUGCCCAUUCGUAAGGGUGCAGGUGCGCCAUUGCAGUACGAGUAUGACCUCACGAAGAGCGUCAGGCUAUCAGGUGCACAUGGCGAGGAGAUCGUGCGAGAUUUGUUCACGGAUACACACACACAGACUACAUAUACAGUUGGUGAAGACGGCCACGUCCGUGCUUGGAAGACCAAGGCAUCUACUGAUGAGUCUAUGGACAUUGACGAAGGGGCAGAUGCAAAGAAGGACAAGAAAGAUCGUAAGGAGAAGCGAAAGGAGAAGAAAGACAAGAAAGACAAGAAGAGGUACGAGCCGUACUGA